Molecule: messenger RNA, 4509 nt
Organism: Cyclocybe aegerita
Lineage: Eukaryota; Fungi; Basidiomycota; Agaricomycetes; Agaricales; Hemipholiotaceae
Source: the annotation of a GenBank genome assembly
AUGGCGGUCCACCCGGCAAGUCCGGUCGUAUUGAAACAUGUUCUCCUCUCAGAGAUUCUAGCCGUUACAUCUGCAAUGCGCAAAAACUCACGCUGGGCGACCUCUACAUUAGUUGUAGCGGCACGGGAUUCGCCCGCGUUGGGGACAAAUAUGGGGCUGAGGAUAUCCUCACCGGCCCAUCAAACUCGUCUUUCGGGGAGAGGUGCAAGAGAGGCAGAACUAAUGGCGGGCUUCAUUGAGCUGAAGAGGGGCGUCAAAGAUAUUCAAGAUAUUCGCAAGGCCGACCUUACAGACUUGCUUGCUCCAUUCUUCGCUAUCCUUCGGUCACCCCUCUCUACAGGACCUAUCACAUCUGCUGCACUUUCAGCUCUGCAUAGUUUCUUCGUAUGCGGCCUGAUCUUUCCCGAGGCUAGCAUGUUGGAGGCGACCUUGAUCGAGCUCAGCAGCACAAUUUCUCAUUGCAAAUUUGAAGCCAGCGACUCAUCUGGAGAUGAAGUUGUGCUGCUCAAGAUCAUGACCGUUAUUCAAGAUUGCCUUUGUGGCUCCGUUGGUUCAGGGUUGGGCGAUAUCGAAGUUUGCGAGAUGCUGGAGACUGUAUUGACUACCUGCUGCCAGAUGAGGCUGAGUGAGACCUUACGGCGGUCAGCCGAAACAACGAUGCAUACCCUCGUUCGAACCGUCUUCAGAAAACUCCAUACACUUGAUCCAGUCGAAGAAGAGGCCAAGCUUGUCAUAGUUUCCGAAGAUGACCAGGCUGAAGGAGAACUCAGAAUGACUGUUACUACCCAAGAAGAGGAGAAAACUGAACAAAGUACUGUCGAAGGGGAAACAUUGGCGGAGAACGCUGCUGCUAACCAGCCAGAGACUGUCGAGGAAAAGCCUGUACCUCAAACGCCACUAUCACCGGGUAACAGGCCAGAAUAUGGCCUUCCUUCGAUACUUGAACUUUUACGAGUACUCGUAAAUGUCCUCGACCCUAACGACCAGCAACACACAGACUCAACUCGUCUGACCGCGCUUGGUAUUUUGAAUUCUGCUUUCGAGGAAUCUGGAUUUUCCAUCUCCAAAUUCACGUCCUUGAAAGCCAUUGUUAUUGAUCCUGGUUGCAAGUUCCUCUUCCAGCUUGCCCGCUCCGAGAACAACAAUAUUCUUCACUGGGCGCUGCGUACGAUAUCCACGAUUUUCAAAACUAUGCGCCCAAGCUUGAAACUGCAGCAAGAGCUUUUCUUGACUUUCACAAUCGAUAGAUUAGUCCCACCACCUUCACCAGGGAAAGGCAAUCCGGCAUCGAUGGCUGCUUCAAGGUCUCGUGGGUACUCCCCAUCUCCUCGGCCCGGAACACCCGCCACGCACAGUAGCCCAUUGUUAAUGGCAGCCGACAAAGCAGAAUCCGAAACGGCACCAUCUCCUGCACGCCUUAUGGUUCCUCCAGCACGCGGAGAAACACGCGAUUUAAUGUUGGAAACAUUGAGUCAGAUAGCUGGGCACCCCAGCUUCAUGGUCGACUUAUAUACCAACUAUGAUUGUGAUACUAACUGUGAAAAUUUGUUCGAACGGCUCAUCGAGUUCUCCACCAAGGGUGUAUAUCCAUCACAUUCCCCGGGCAGCUUGGACUCUCAAAGGAAUGCCCAGUACAUCUGCUUGGAGUUACUCCUUUCCUUUGUCAAUGACAUGGCAACCCGUGCUGGUGAUGAACAGUCAAGUCUAGUUUGGCCAUCGGAUUUUCCGGCUAUAGAUUCACUUCUCCAAGUGAAGUCCAAGAAGCAGCUCAUCCUGACAGGUGCGGCUCGCUUUAACGCGAAACCCAAAACUGGGCUUGCAUUCUUAGAAGAAAACAAGAUCAUAUAUGCAAAUCCUGAAAUGGCGAAAGCACGGAGUCUGGCCAUAUUCCUCAAAGGGUGUACAAGGAUUGACAAACGCUUGCUUGGAGAUUUUAUCUCGAAGCCAGACAACCUCGAUCUCCUCAGAGAAUUCGUUUGCCUCUUCAAUUUCAAAGAUAAACCUGUUGCCGAAGCCAUGCGCGAACUUCUGGAGGCAUUUAGACUCCCAGGCGAAUCCCAACAGAUUGCUCGCAUCACAGAAACUUUCGCUGCCAUUUACUUUGCCUCUGGUCCUGCCGAAAUCAAGUCUGAGGAUGCAACUCAUGUUCUGGCCUAUUCCAUCAUCAUGCUAAAUACAGAUCAACACAAUCCUCAGAUCAGAAAAAGGAUGACAAUCGACGAUUAUAAGCGGAAUUUGAGAGGAGUAAACGAUGGAUCUGAUUUCUCCUCGGAGUUCCUGCAAAACAUCUAUGAUUCGAUCCGCAAACGAGAGAUUGUCAUGCCGGAAGAACACAUUGGGCAAUUGGGAUUCGAGUAUGCAUGGAAGGAACUCCUUACGCGCUCACGACAGACCGGGGAAUACAUGAUUUGCAAUACAUCAGCAUUCGACGUCGAGAUGUUCAAGGCAGUCUGGCGUCCCGUGAUAUCUGCGAUCGCAUAUGCUUUUAUCAGCUUCGAAGACGACUACAUCAUUCAACGAGCAAUUGCUGGCUUCAGACAGUGCGCCACACUCGCUGGCCACUUUAGGUUGCCAGACGUCUUCGAUUUUGUUGUCGUCUCUUUGUCACAGGCCACUACGUUGCUGUCAGACUCCCUCCCUGCUCAGGUCCCAAACUAUCCGAUCAUCGACAUAGAGGGACAAACCAUCACUGUUUCCAGGCUGUCCGUCGAGUUCGGUACCAACUUCAGGGGCCAACUUGCCGCUGUAGUGCUGUUCAACAUUCUGAAUGGCAAUGGGAAUGCUCUGAGGGAAGGUUGGACUCAGAUCUUUGAAAUGUUCCAAAAUCUCUUUCUCCAUUCCCUACUCCCCACUCGAAUGCUUCAAAUGGAAGAUUUCCUUGGAGGAGUAACGAUGAUCCCUCUUCGCGGAAGUCAACCUGCGAAGGCCCAAGUCAGAAAUGAUGGAGGGCUACUGUCCGCUUUAUCUUCUUAUUUGAUGACACCAUACAAUUCUGAUAUGUCCGUCCCGGAUGCAACCGAUGCAGAUGUGGAGAGUACUCUGUCAACCAUCGACUGCAUUACCUCGUGCCGUUUAGAUGAGCUCUACAGUCAAAUCAUCCAACUCGAGCCUGAUGCACUUGUAGCCGCCAUUCGUGCAUUGGAAGCUCUUGCACAUGAAAGAACAGUUGCCGAACUCAAGAUACAUUCCGAAGAGGCGAUACCGCCCAUCGAAGACGAGGAUCAUCAACUGCCCUAUGACCCAGCUUCGGUCUUCCUGCUUGAAAUUAUGGUCAGUAUCACCAGCCAAACCCCGCAAUAUAUCGAGGAACUUUGGCCAAUCGUCUUUGAGCAUUUGUCCGCCCUCCUCUCUUCCUCGACACAAUACAGCAUACUUCUCGUCGAACGAGCUGUCGUUUGCUUGCUAAGAUUAUGUCAAAUCCUGGCACAAAAGCCAUUAUUGCGAGAUCAAAUUUAUGUGGCUUUCGAUCUCCUAGCAGGAUUGCCGUCAAGCGUUUCGAACCUGGUCGGAGAACAAGUUAUAGCUGGACUUAUAUUGGUCAUCCAGAAACACAAAAACAUCAUUCGGUCACAAACAGAAUGGAACCUCGUGUUCGCCUUGAUUCGUUCUACAAUGCCGCAUCCGGAGGCCGCACGCAUGUCGUUUGAGCUUAUCGAGGCCCUUGCUCCGGAAGGCCCUGAUAAUUCAGUUUUCCCUGAUAAUUUGUCAGGGUUAUUAACCGUGCUUGACGACUUCGCAACUGUAGCAGGGAUUGUACAAGAGCAACAACAGCACCGAGGACGGCGUGCAGAACCUUUAUCUUCGAUAAACUCUCCGAUUAUCAGUCGUGGAAAGAAAGCGGUCGAUUUGCUUCCCCUCCUCCACAAGCAAUUGUCGUCAUGGCUGCAAACCUCGCAGAUUGCAGAUGCCCAAGCAUGGAAAACCAUGGCACUCCCUCUUUUCAGCAUUCUUGGCCGUCAAUCCGUCAACGCUGCAAGGGAAAUCCGACACAAUGCGAUCAGUCAUUUACAGCGCAUACUUCUUGGGUCUCCCCUUUUGGACGAGGCGGAACAGAAGAGAGUCGAAGAGGUUUUCAAUCGCGUGGUAUUCCCUCUAGUAGAUGAGCUUUUGAAACCACAAGUGGCCCACAAGGACCCUCAUGGUAUGGCAGAAACGCGGCUCCGAGGGUCUGCCCUGUUGUGCAAAGUCUUUAUGCACCUCGAACUGCGGGAAAGUAGGGUCAAAACAGACUUCAGACUGCUAUGGAUCCAGGUGCUCGACCUUUUGGAUCGUCUUAUGCACGUUAAUCGAGGAGACCAACUCUACGAGGCGGUGCCGGAGUCGCUGAAAAACAUCCUUCUGGUCAUGAAUGCGGUUGGCAUCCUGGUACCACCUGGUUCUGGUCAAGAUGAGCUGCAGAAAACACUCUGGUUAAAUACCCAUGAACGGAUGGAGCGCUUCCUUCCUGGAUUUUUGACGGAUGUCAUCCCACUGCCUUCUAAUCCUGUGACCCCAUUGACCGCCGAUUAA